AUGGGCGGAGACAGCAGGCUUCCAUCCACUUCCUCCUAUCCUACUCUGGUGCAUCGUCCCGUUGGCCAGAAGGUUUGGAGUAUUUAUAAAGACCGACUCCGUCAAUUUACUGAUGGCGGACAAUACUCGGGACAAAACCUAGUAGCCAAAUACUACGAAGCCACAAACGAUGAUGAACAGCAUGUCAAGCUCUCCGUUUACUCGGUGCCAAACCUGGCCAGACCCAGCUUUAAGGAAGCUACCGCCAAUAAAUUCAAGCCUACCAAACGAGGCGAGUCCUUUGGUCCAAGUUGGUCAACCCACUGGUUCAAGAUCCAGCUCACGGUGCCAGAGGAGAUGCGCAAAAAGGAGCGACUGGAGUUCCACUGGGAUGCAAACAACGAGGGGAUGGUUUGGACGGAGGAUGGGAAACCUUUACAGGGCCUGACAGGCGGUGGUGAGAGGAUUGAAUGGAUUUUGCCUGACAGUUUCAGAGAUGGAAAGGAACACGUCUUCUAUAUCGAGAUGGCCUGCAAUGGAAUGUUUGGAAAUGCUCCGGGAGGCGACUCUAUCCAACCUCCCAGCCCCAACAAAUAUUAUAGACUUAAUGUGGCGAGGAUCACAGCUGUAAACUUACAGGCUAGGGCGCUUUAUUACGAUUUCUGGAUGAUAGGAGAUGCUGCUCGGGAAUUCCCUUCGGACUCGUGGCACUCCCAUCAAGCCUUACAAGUUGCAAAUGCCAUAAUGGAUGCCUUUAUCGAGGGCAAUGGCAGCCAGGCGUCGAUUGUGAAGGCCCGCAAAAUUGCACAGCAAUACCUGGGCCACUUAGUGGAUUCUGACAAGGUCUACAAAACUGACAAGCAGCCGAUUGUUUACGGCAUUGGCCAUUGUCACAUAGAUACCUGUUGGUUGUGGCCCUGGGCGGAGACAAGACGAAAAGUGGCCAGGUCCUGGUCUACCCAGUGCGAUUUGAUGGAACGUUAUCCCGAACACCGCUUUGUCUGUUCUCAAGCACAGCAGUUCAAAUGGCUGGAAAAGGACUACCCUUAUGUAUUUGACCGUGUCAAAUCAUUUGUGAAAAAAGGGUCCUUCAUUCCAAUUGGUGGAAGCUGGGUAGAGCAUGAUACUAACAUGCCCAGUGGAGAGUCCUUGGCUCGUCAGUUCAUCCAUGGCCAGCGAUUCUUUGAAAGCCAUUUUGGCGAACGCUGCACCACUUUUUGGCUGCCAGAUACUUUUGGAUACUCAUCGCAGAUUCCUCAACUCUGUCGGUUAGCCGGGAUGAGCCGUUUCUUCACUCAGAAACUCAGUUGGAACAACAUCAACAAAUUCCCUCAUACGACUUUUAACUGGGUUGCCUUAGAUGGUAGCCAAGUCCUUUGCCACAUGACUCCAGCAGAGACGUAUACAGCCAGCGCCCACUUUGGAGACGUCCGCAGGAGUGUCCUGCAGCACAAAUCGAUGGAUCAAGAUAACACCUCACUUCUAGUCUUUGGAAAAGGUGACGGCGGUGGUGGACCGACUUUUGAACAUCUCGAGAAGCUGCGGAGACUUCGCGGUAUGAGUGAUACAGGCGAACUCCUUCCCCGUGUCACAAUGGGUUCCAGUGUGGAUGAUUUCUUUGCGAAACUUGAAGAAAAAGUUGCCAAUGGAACGAAUUUUGUCACUUGGUAUGGGGAACUCUAUUUUGAACUCCACCGAGGGACAUACACAACUCAGGCCAACAAUAAAUUCAACAAUCGUAAAUCUGAGUUUGUUCUACGUGACCUGGAGUUGCUUGCCACGCUAGCUACCCUGAAAGACUCCAAGUAUAAAUACCCCAAGAAAGAUAUCGAUGAUAUGUGGGAGAGCGUUUUACUCUGCCAGUUCCAUGACUGUCUUCCUGGAAGUUCGAUUGAGAUGUGUUACGAUGACUCCGAUAAGGAGUACGCACAGAUAUUUGCAACCGGGUCAAAGUUAAAAAAGGAGGCGAUGAAAGUUCUUGGAUUAGAUUCUCAAGAUAGCAGAGCGGACCGUGGGCUUGUGGCCAUCAACACUCUUCCUUGGCCUCGCUCAGAGAUCGUGAGAGUUGACGAAGGGAUUACAACCUCUGGAAAACCACAGUAUGCACUCGCCCAAGGAGGUAUGGGGGUCAUUGCUGUUCAGCCUCUCGGAUCUGUUCAAACACCUCCUGUUUCCCUAAAUGAAGUGAAAACAGGGGUCUUUAGGCUCUCAAACUCGAAAGUAUCUCUCGAGGUGUCCAAAGGGGUAAUCACCUCUCUUGUCGAUCUAGCGGAGCAAAGAGAGAUUAUCGCAAAGGGUGGAAAAGCUAACCAGCUAGUGAUCUUCGACGAUAAACCUCUUUACUGGCAAGCGUGGGAUGUUGAAGUCUACCAUCUUGAAUCCCGGAAGGAGCUGACCUCUGGGACAACUACAAUCGCAGAGAAUAAUCCUCAUCGUGUUGGUGUUGUAACGAAGACUAAUAUCAGCGACAAGAGCUGGGUGAAGACAACAAUUAGUCUAGCCGCCACUACUGACGAUUCAGCUCCGAUAGUGGAGAUAACCUGUGAGGUAGAGUGGCAAGAAACUAUGAAGUUCCUGAAGGUCGAAUUCCCCGUUGAUAUAACGAACACUGAGGCGUCGUAUGAAACACAAUAUGGAAUAACCAGAAGACCAACACAUUAUAACACUAGUUGGGAUAUGGCCAAAUUUGAAGUAUGUUGCCACAAAUGGGCUGAUCUUUCCGAGGCUGGCUACGGCGUCUCAAUUCUCAACGACUCAAAGUACGGUUUCGCGACAUGUGGCAACUUGAUGCGCCUGUCUCUGCUCCGGGCGCCAAAAGCUCCCGACGCUCACGCGGAUAUGGGUCGACACCACAUCCGCUACGCAAUCAUGCCGCACAAAGGACCCCUUGACUCCCGCACCGUCCGGGCAGGAUACAAUUUCAACAACCCACUAAUCGUUCAGGCAGCAACUGGCAAAGAAGACGCCCAUCUUUUCAGCGCCUUUUCUCUCAAAGGCUCUUCGUCUCUAAUCCUUGACACUGUCAAGCGUGGAGAGGAUGAUCAAGAUGUCUCCCGUGGGGACUUCAAAGUUCGUUCUGGACGCAGUAUUAUCCUGCGCAUCUAUGAGUCUCUGGGUGGGAAAAGUCGCGGUUCUAUUUCGUCCAAGCUGCCUGUUAAGCAGGUGUGGAAGUGCAAUUUGCUUGAGGAUGAUUUGGAGCAGUUGGAAGUGGUGCAGAUUGUUGAUGCGGUGCAGGUGGAUAUUGAGUUAAGGGCGUUUGAGGUUGCGACGUAUCGUUUGCAAUUGUAA
Molecule: messenger RNA, 3267 nt
Organism: Histoplasma mississippiense
Lineage: Eukaryota; Fungi; Ascomycota; Eurotiomycetes; Onygenales; Ajellomycetaceae
Exons: 4
Coding region: 1-3267 (1088 amino acids)
Biological process (GO): mannose metabolic process; oligosaccharide catabolic process
Cellular component (GO): fungal-type vacuole membrane
Molecular function (GO): alpha-mannosidase activity; carbohydrate binding
Source: RefSeq, a predicted model, not a curated record